Odontomachus brunneus is the source of this 1961-nucleotide messenger RNA. RefSeq names its product fork head domain-containing protein FD2-like. The record is from RefSeq and is a predicted model, not a curated record. The coding region runs from base 515 to 1330 and encodes 271 amino acids. The transcript has 2 exons. Gene Ontology annotation, molecular function: DNA-binding transcription factor activity, RNA polymerase II-specific; RNA polymerase II cis-regulatory region sequence-specific DNA binding. Lineage: Eukaryota; Metazoa; Arthropoda; Insecta; Hymenoptera; Formicidae. Gene Ontology annotation, biological process: regulation of transcription by RNA polymerase II; anatomical structure morphogenesis; cell differentiation.
GGUGUUGAAACAGCAUAUGUGUAAACAGCAAUAAAACAUGUAGUGCGGUCCCGAAUAGGUAACCUCCUCCCCACAAAGGAGCGAGAGGAAGAGAGUGAGCCAGGGAGUUCCCUGGAAAACCACGAUGGGCGGGGUUGGACCAGCCUUCUAGAGAUUCUCGUGUCAAAUUAAACAUCCUUCGUUACCUCGAGAACUGAAUACGCCGACGUCUCGCUGGAGUCCGCGCUUUUUCCUCGUCUCGAUAAUAAGGUCGCUACGACUCGCAACUUUGUUCUCUGUGCGACAACGAUCCGAGUUAUUUUUUUUUUUGCGUACUACAAGGAAGGAGAACAAAGAAAAAAAGUUUGAAUAGUUGGUGGCUGUCGAAUUACGACAACGCGCUGGAACCUUCCAGCCGCGUUUUGCCGCAAGUAUAGAGGCGACGAGAUAAACCGCAUGAAAUUCUACGUUCUUCGUGAUUUCAUUCAACAAAUCUGCUUUGGUCCUUCGUCUCGGAUGCUCAAAGAGAUUCCCGAUGCAACCGGACCUUGGUGAUCCUCAGCUUCGAGGUUUCUUGGAUGGCGCGAGGAACGGUGGGUGUCACGAGUCUUGGUGCGCUUUUCCUGUGAGCGAGGAAAUACUCAGCAGAGCGUGCGCGAUCAAGCAUGUCUACGGGCUCGCGAACGUUGUUCCAGGGAUGCUACGGGCCAACGCUUCCUGGCCGGCAUUAUGCCAAACGUCGUUCACCUGGACAACAUCUGCGGUCGCCUGUAAGACGGCGCCGCGUUACGAAAAGCCCCCGUAUUCGUACAUCGCUCUGAUAGCGAUGGCCAUUAAUUCCACGCCGAAGCGGCGGCUGACUCUCUCCGGCAUCUACAAGUUCAUCAUGGACCGGUUCCCGUACUACAGGGAAAACCGUCAAGGCUGGCAGAACAGCAUUCGACACAAUCUCAGUCUGAACGAUUGUUUCGUAAAGAUGCCGCGGGACAAGACCGGGACGGACAACGACGGAGAGGAUGGUCGCUCGAUCGGAAAGGGCAGCUAUUGGACUUUGGAUCCGUCCGCCAGCGAGAUGUUCGAGCACGGUAAUUACAGACGACGCAGAACAAGACGCCAGCAGCGGCUUCUCCCUCGAGAGAAGCAAGAGGAACCGUCGGCCCAAUUCUUUCCCGGACUGACGCAGUCCCACGAGAAACUUCAAGAUACACAGCGUGUGGUUGUUGAAGUUAACGAAAAGAGCUUCAAGAUGAAAGACGUAAAAUGCACAGAUUCCUCGGAACCUAUUGCCAAAACUACUAUCUUCAGCAUCGACAAUAUCUUACGAAAGUCCACAAGGGAAACGCAAAUCUAGUUUUUUGUAAAACUUGUAAAACAGUAAUUUUUUACUUGUAAAACAAUUAUCAUGACAUUGUCGUAUAAUAAUGAUACUAUUCUGACAGUGAACGCUUAUAUUAAACGUCCUCUCGUGAUGCUAGUUUAGUUGCAGCCUUACAUAGUAUAAUUUGUUCAGCGCUUUUCCCUGGUAAAAAAAAGUUGAUAGAGAACGAUUAAGAACGAUAAAAUUUCUAUCAAUUUGUAUUGUUUUCUAUAAGCUCUAUCGUCCGCAAGCGUCAGUAUUCGCGUCAGUAUUCGCGAGAUAUAAAUCCUAUCGUAUCUUAUCUGGUUCUAUAAGAAUCAGGUUCUAUUUGUAUUAUAUAGAAAACUGACGAUAGAGCGAAAUUCUAUUAUUAUCUAUUGUUUUCUUUUGUAUACGAUAGAAUACUAUUUACAUUUGUGAAUUCACGAACCAAAAUCCAUAUUCAAAACGAUAGAAAACGAUAGAACGAUAGAAUUUUAUUCUAUCAUUCUCUAUAAGCUUUUUUUACCAGAGUUAUUCGCUUCCUGAAAAUAUUAUUUAUUGCGAGAUACACGCAUUCUCUGUUGCCGUUAGCUUUCAGACCAUAUAUAUAUGAGCCAUGUAUUAUUAAAGUGAUAUAAGUCUA